CCACCACAGCCUCAACUCACAUUGUCCCCUUCACAAUCUUCAGCUCAAGCUGCGACAAUAGCAGCCAUGGCAGCCCACGCCAUUUUCACCACAACCCCAUCUCACCACACACUCCUUUUUUCGUCCUCGUCUAACCCUUCAAACCCUCCGGUUCUUCUGUCCUCAUUCCGUGGCGUCUCUCUCAAGCUCCCCCGCCAAUCCCUCUCCCUUUCUGCCUCUAUCCCCGAGAAGCCGUUUUCGGUGCUUGAUGUCACAAAGAAAGCAGUCGCUGUUCUCAGAGGUGAUUCUAAAGUUGAAGGCGUUGUCACUUUGACCCAGGAAGAUGAUGGCCCUACAACUGUGAAUGUUCGUAUUACCGGUCUUACUCCAGGGCCUCAUGGGUUCCACCUACAUGAAUAUGGUGACACAACAAAUGGAUGCAUAAUGAUAGGAGCACAUUUCAACCCCAACAAGAUGACACAUGGUAAUACAUUCUUAAAUUCACGCAGGAGUGCAGAGACAACAAUCGUGGACAAUCAGAUACCACUAAGUGGCCCCAAUGCAGUAGUUGGAAGAGCACUUGUGGUUCAUGAGCUUGAGGAUGAUAUUGGAAAGGGUGGACAUGAACUUAGUCUAACCACUGGCAAUGCUGGCGGAAGAUUGGCAUGCAGAGUUGUUGGCUUGACCCCGAUAUAAUUCAUUUCGAUGAUAUCAUUAGUUGGUUGGUUCUUCUCUUAUAGAGGCGCAUGUGAUGUUACUUUCA
Molecule: messenger RNA, 742 nt
Organism: Hibiscus syriacus
Lineage: Eukaryota; Viridiplantae; Streptophyta; Magnoliopsida; Malvales; Malvaceae
Product: superoxide dismutase [Cu-Zn], chloroplastic-like
Exons: 8
Coding region: 67-675 (202 amino acids)
Biological process (GO): removal of superoxide radicals
Molecular function (GO): copper ion binding; superoxide dismutase activity
Source: RefSeq, a predicted model, not a curated record